UCUUAUUUCCGUUGAGGGCUUUGAAAUCUCUCGAGACUCUUCACCGUUAACAACCCUACCUUUGAGCCACUAUAUUCCGUUUGGCUGCCAAGAAAAGCUUCUCUAGUAAAAAUGGCGAAAUCGAAGGCUCACUCAAAGAAGCAGCAAAAGCGUGGAGUCGAUUUCAAAAAAAUAAAGCGAAAGAUUGGAAGGAAGUUGCCGCCGCCGAAGAAUGCUACGAAUACCGAAGUUAAAUCCAAAGCAAUCACACUUCCCGAGCAGAGCGUGGCAUCAGAAAAGGGAGGCUUAGCUGUGAACAAGAAAGGUUUGACUUUGAAGGAACUUCUUCAGCAAACAUCUCAUCACAACCCAAAAGUUCGUAGAGAUGCAUUGAUGGGUAUUAAGGAUUUAUUCCUUAAAUAUCCAGCAGAGCUAACAUUGCACAAAUACGCUGUUGUGGAGAAACUGCGUGAACGUAUUGGGGAUAAUGAUAAAGCGGUUCGAGAAACAGUGUAUCAACUAUUUAAGACUGUGAUAUUCCCUAAUUGUAAAGAGGAUAAUCAAGGGCUUUUUAUUUCCUUAACAAUGGCGUAUAUCUUUAAUGCAAUGACGCAUUUAUCAAUUGACAUUCGGUUGAUGGCAUUCAAAUUUCUUGACCUUGUUGUCCAGAAUUAUCCACCUUCCUUUUUCCUGUAUGCUGAAAAGAUUCUUCAAAAUUAUAAGAAUAUUCUACGGAAGAACCAGUACCAGUUCUAUGUACAGGACAAAGGGAAGCUCAAGAGUGUUCUUGCUGGGUUGGUGUACUGCUUGUCGCUGGUGCCAUGUAAUAAAAAAGAAGUUGACUCCUGUGAAAAGAAUGAAGCUGGACAAGGGAUGUUACAUGCUUUUGAGCCUGACGUGCCUACAGAAUCUGCUGGAUUUUCUGUCAUCUUCAAGAAGCUGAAGGAUCUUAUGCCAGUUUUAGCCGAUUGUUUCCAAGAUUUUGUUUCAUUUGCUCGCGCUAUGCCAGUUCUUGAUGCACAAUCAUUUGAUUGUAUGUCGGGCAUACUCCAAUGCAUAGAUAUCACGGCCAAAUUUUUUAUUUAUGGGACUAACAAGGGUAAAUCAGAAUAUCAACCUCACGGAGUACCUGAUGUGACAGAGUGGGAUGAAAAUCUCUCAUCAUUGCUAAUGAAGAAGGUACUACAAGUGUUUCCCCUCAACCCGACAUGUCCCAUGUCAGAAAAGGAUGAUGAUAGGUAUUUUAUCUUGAACACAUUGGUUACGGGAAUACUUUUGCAAAUCAGUGAAUGGAUCUGCCCUCCUGCUAUCAUAUGGGAGAAAUUUCUAGAAUUUAUAGAAAAUGCACUGCUUGGAAAGAUUUAUAGUGGCACAAGGUCUGGUAAAGUAGUCUGGGAAAAGCAUUUACUUUCACUUCUUCCUUUUUUCCCAAAACUUGUUUCACAAGUGCCGAGCAAUUGGAGGUCUCGUCUUCUUCAGGCAUUUACCAAUGCUUUUAAGGAUUGCCACCCGGAGUCUUCAUUAAAGUUGGCAUGCCUUUCUACAAUUGAAGAUAUGCUUAUUCCAAAGGAAGAUAGGCUAUACCUAGAUUCAAGUGAUCCAGAAAUACUAGACCAUCAGAUUGCUUGGAUAAGAGAGCUUUCUCCAUUGCUAAUCCUGCUAGGUGAUAAGCAUCCAUCUUGUUCCCAGGUUGUGUUGCAUUUGCAACUUCGGCUGGGACAGUGUGCUCUGUUGAACUCUUCUCUUGCAUGGGAAUAUGACAACAUGCAAUACUCAUUGCUAGAGUUUUACUGCACAUGUCAGGAUGAUGGAAAGUUACACUAUGGUCCUUUCAUCAGGCUUCCUAGAGAUUCGCAGGAACUCUCUCUCUGUUGCCUUUACUAUUUUUCUAAUUUGGAUACACCUUUGUUGCAGUCAAUAGCUUCUUGUUGCCUAUGUCCUGAUUUGGAACCAUUUAUAUUAUUACGAAGUAUAGAGGUUCUCCAUUCGGCCUAUGCUGCUGGUCAUGUCAAAAUUACUGACUAUAUCAGUUUCAUCAUCACUUUGCUCUCACGUUUUAAAGUUUUACCUGAAAACAUACAUCCUGUUAAAGAGAGUGAUAUAAAGAUGAGAAACCAUGGAACAUAUAGGUCAGUCACCACUGUUGUUUGCUCAAACCUGUCGCAGAUUGGUGACAGUUCUCUUGUUUUUCAGAUUCUAGAGAAAGUGACAGUUGGACAGAUAUUAAUGAAGCCACCUUUGGACAAUGCUUGUGCCAUGCUCAGAAUGCUUGCUGUGCUGGAUUCUAAACCCACGAGACUUUCUGAGCAGAGUAUUGUCACUCUAAGCAAUUUCAUUUCAGGAUAUCUGAUUGAUGUUGUGCAUUGCAUUCCAGAAGAUCAUGAUGAGGCCAAUGUCUCCUUUCCUACACUCCUUUAUUAUAUCCUACCUUGUUUUUUCUUGUUUGAUAGAAGUCACAAACUUCUGAAUCUUGUUUUGAAGACAAUGGGAUCCUUGAUAACUGCAAGUAGUUCAUCACUGCAUAAGGAUGUUAAAGUUCAGAAAAUUAUCUCUGCAUUCAAGGCAGAAAUCGUCCAUAUGUUACAAAAAAUACUCUCUUUACAGUCUUCAGAGGAAAUCAGCAUGUCCAUUGAGGAGAGGCAUAAAAUACGGCGUGCCUUUGAUCGACUAAAAGUUUUGAUAAGUAAAUCAUCGAAUGGGAUACCUGCAAUAUAGGAUGAUGUUUAUAAAAUCGUCAUCUUACCCUUCAAUACUUAAUUUACACCAUGGUAACUCUUAGAGAUCAGCCCCAGUCAAGGUGAAUGCACUAGUAAUGAGCUCUGAGAAUGGAAUAUCCAACUAUCUUGGCUAGUGAACAUUGCCAAAGUCUUACAGUAAAUAUAAGGCAUUGGUCCUGAGUGUAAGUCUUACUACAGGACUCUGUGUCUGCAAUUUUGAGUUAGGUAGUAAAAUUCUACCCAUCGUUCUGGGAAUUUUUGGUGGGGAGCUAAAUUAUAGAAGCAAUCUUAUCUCAAUGUAUAGUUUGAUUGUGUUUUUUCCCCCUAAUCCUUCUGGUUGUACUAUAGUUAAUCUCUUGGAUAUGAAAUUUUGUAUUAGACAACUUAUGAUAUAUAUAUUUUUGUUUAUUAGACCUUA
Molecule: messenger RNA, 3114 nt
Organism: Quercus lobata
Lineage: Eukaryota; Viridiplantae; Streptophyta; Magnoliopsida; Fagales; Fagaceae
Product: ARM repeat superfamily protein
Exons: 21
Coding region: 112-2694 (860 amino acids)
Cellular component (GO): nucleus
Source: RefSeq, a predicted model, not a curated record